GAUUUUAUUCUUAGAAAUGGAUUAAAAUGGAUUCCUUAUAACAAAUUUAAAAAUGUUGAAUAUUUUAAUGAAGGAGGGUUUGGUACUAUAUAUAAAGCUACUUGGUUAAUGAAUAAUGGAGAUGAAGAAGUAAUUCUUAAAUGCCAUAAGAAUUUAAAUGAAAAUUUAAAUGAAUUUUUAAAAGAAUGGGAAUAUCAUACAAGUGUUUUUAGUUCGAAUGAUAUUAUAUACUUUUAUGGAUUUACAGAAGAUCCAAAUACUUCAAAAUAUAUGGUAGUAAUGGAUUAUGCAAAUAAAGGUAAUUUAAGAGAAAAUUUAACGAAUACAAUUGGAAUCAAAAAUUAUUUAUGUUGCACGAAAUUAUUUCUGGACUUAAAUAAGGAUAAAAUUUAUAUUAGUGAUUUAGGAUUAUGUCAACCUGUAAAAUCGUUGUUGAAAAAGUAUGAUAUUUAUGGUGUUAUACCAUUUAUGGCUCCUGAAGUUUUAAGAGGCAAAUCUUAUACUCCAACUAGUGAUAUAUAUAGUUUUUCUAUGAUUAUGUGGGAUUUUACAUCUGGAGUACCACCAUUUAAUAAUAGAGCACAUGAUCUUCAACUUAGUAUAAGUAUUUGUAAAGGUGAACGUCCUAAAAUUAUUGAAAAUACUCCACAAUGUUAUAUAGAUUUAAUGAAAAAAUGUUGGAAUGAAGAUCCAUCAAAAAGGCCAUCUACAUCAGAAGUGAACAAUGCUAUUAAGAAUUGGAUUUUCCGUCCUUCUGAUGAUGGAAUUAAUGAAGAAUUAAAAAGCAACAUUAUGGAAUUUAUUAAUGCACCAAUUGGGCAUAAUGAUCUUGCUACUAAAUCUCAUUCUAAAGCAUGUUAUAAAAGUCGCUUACUUGAUUUUACUAGUAAAAAAUUGAAUGAAAUUCUUGAUAGUGAAGAUUCACAAGCAUAUCAUUCAAAUGAAAAUACUAGUAAAAAGUUGAAUGAAAUUCUUGAAAGUGAGAGUGAAGAUUUGAAUGAUUGUAUAAUUAAAGAUUUGGGCGGAUCAUUAGGUAUGUGCUAUAAUAUAUAA
Molecule: messenger RNA, 1053 nt
Organism: Rhizophagus irregularis DAOM 181602=DAOM 197198
Lineage: Eukaryota; Fungi; Glomeromycota; Glomeromycetes; Glomerales; Glomeraceae
Source: RefSeq, a predicted model, not a curated record